AGUACGGCCCUAACGUUCAUUGCCGACGGUUCGGUGCAAUACGGUCGCUGGGGAAAUUUUACGCGCCUGCGGUACAUUAUUAAUGGUGUGUUGAUCGAUUUCGCGCCGUGCUUCAACCGUGAGCCAGAUGUCGGCGUUGAAUAAAAGAAUAAGCUUGAAAGCUUGAGGAAGCAGGCAGCAAACCAGAGCGCAAACGCUCCCGGGGAAAGUGCUUACCCGCAGGGUCUGGGUGUACAGUGUAAAGCCAGACCUCCGGAGUACCGUGUAUGUGUGUGUAAGGAAAAACAAAGCAACAGAAAAAAAAUAAACAGGUAAAAGUUGGACAUCCUGAAGUUGGUUCGGGUUUUCGGCACCGUGGCCGAAAGUGAGAAACAGCUCUCUAAACCCACUCACCACCACCACCGCCGAUCACGUCAGCCUCAAAACCGGGAAAAAGCGUGCCCAAAGCCUGAAACGUUCAACCCCUCCGAGUAGUGUAAAAGUGUAUGUGUGUACAUGUGAGAGUGCAAGUGUGUGUGUGUGUGUGCAUUGUGAAGUAAAUUAAUUAAAAAAGUUAUAUUAAAACGUUCUAAAAAGGCAAAACCAAAUUAAUGUUGCACGCUGUUUUUCGGGCACCGGCACACGACGGCGCGGCGUGGGAAUACGCGUCAGGAUUUCCGUUUGCGAGUGUGUUGCGGUGCAGUCGAGCGAGAGCGGGGGCUGCUUGGGUGAAGCAGUGGCCGUAAACCCCCCUCCUUGUUGUUUCCCUUCGUUUACACCACCCGGUCCCCUCGCCAUCCGGUGUCGGCGGUGCAGUGGCUGGAUGGAAAAGGGUUUUUAGCCCGAGUGUGAUUGCGGUUAGGCGGUUCGGUGUUCUCCGCUGGGAGUACGAGUGCGCGUUUGUGGAAUUGUGUGUGCUUGUGUGUGUGUAGUGCAUGUUUUUUAAUGAAGCAAUAGAAAAAGGUGUGUUUUGCCUGUGUCCAACAUGUGUACUGGUGCCCUGGUGCCUGGUUCGGUUUGCAUGGCAGAAGUGAACGAGCAGCAGCAGCAGCAGCAACGGCAGUGAUUUGUUCAGUGAGAAGAAGAAUGCGUAUUUGUUAUGGUGGUGGCUGUUUUGUGUGUGUGUGCUUUCGGUGUGAGUGAAUGCUGAUUGAAUCAUGACUACCAUUUUCAUCGCUGUUCCGGUUCGUUAAGUGGCAAAAUAAAUCGACGACUCGUUUUCUUUUUGGGGAAGCUUGGGAAACAGACACAGCGAGGCAUGGCAGUGGGCCGUUGCUGAACGACUGAGUUUGCGGGGAUUCGUCUGACGCUUUUGAUUAGGAUUAUUGUUUUAGGAGAGGUGAGAGUGUGCAGGUGGAGCCAGCUUGCAACGAAGUCGGCAAGAAGCGGAAGCGAACAGCGUCGCCGUUCACCAUGGGCAUCCCGGCCACCGUACGGUCCUGCGCGCACCUCGUUAGCAUACUGCUGCUCACUGUGAUACAGACCGGCACGCUCGGCUGGAAGCUGGAUAAUCGAAACAUCAUGUACACUAAUCAGGACAUCUCGUACGAGUGCCCAAUCAACACCAUGUGCCGGUGUGCGAGUUUGCCGAACGAAACCGCACUCCUCGAGAUCAAUUGCAACGAGGUGUCGCUGUACAAAUUUCCCGAGUUUCUACACGGGACGAUAAAGCACAUCGACAUGUCACGCACCUUCAUCCACAACGUGGACGACGAAACGUUCCAGGGGUUGCGGCUCGAGUCGCUCAAGCUGGUAGACAACAAAAUACAGGACAUUUCGGAAAAGAGCUUCAACUUCAUGCAGCAUUCGCUGGUGUCACUGGAUCUGUCCGACAACCAGUUACAGGGACUACCGCUGGAUUCACUAAAAAAUGUCCACACGUUAAGCCGAUUAGUAGCUCAGCGAAACAACAUCCACCAUCUCGAUGGCAACUGGGGCGGGCUGGCGGACUCGCUGCGCAGCCUGCACAUUUCGGGCAACUCCAUCUCCGAGGUAUCGUUCUACACACACGACGAGAAGCGUCAGAACCAUACGGCACCGAACUCGCAGGCAUCGAUAAUCAACGCGAAACAGUUCUCGCAAUACCCGCCCGGUACGCCAGGGAUGGGGCAGCAGCAGCAGCAGCAGCAGCAGCAGCAACCCGGUGCCACGGCGGUCAACGGGCUGCAGCAACAGGGCAUCAAACCGUUCGCCAAGCUGAAAAAGCUCGUCUGGCUCGAUAUCAGCUCGAACCGUAUCGCGCACAUCAGCCCGAACACGUUCCCCAAGUCGCUGGUAACGAUCGAUCUUUCCAAGAACAUUCUUUCCCAAUUCCCGACCGCCUUCCUCGAGCAUCUGCACGAUCUGCGCGUGCUGUCGCUGAAGGAUAAUCUGAUAGCGAAGCUCGACGGUAGCCCCGAUCCAGCCGGCCCCACCCGCAUACGGCUCGAGAAGCUCGACCUUAGCCUGAACCUGGUGGAGGAAAUUCCACCCCUGCUGUUCAACGGCAGCGUGCGUAUAAAGGCAAUUAAUUUUGAUAAAAAUUUCAUCCGCCACCUCGAGGCCGACACAUUCCAGGGGCUGAACAUCGUGCACAUGGUGCUGGCAUUUAACUUCAUCGAGUCGAUUGACGAUGGUGCGUUCGGUUCGCUGGAGAACAGCUUGGAGUAUUUGGAUCUGGAGCGCAAUCGGUUGACGGUGGUGCCGACCGCCAUUGGGCGAUUGAAUCGGUUGCGCUAUCUUUACCUAACGUCGAACGAGCUGACGCACAUUCCCGAUCAGCCCGAGCCACUGCUGCCCACUACGCUGAAGGUGCUGUCGUUGAGCGGGAAUAACUUUACCGCCAUCCCGGUGGACGCUCUUUCGAACUGUACCGAGCUGUCGUACCUUAACAUGGGCUACAACAAGAUCGCAGACAUCGAGGAGAAUGCAUUCGCUGGAUGGGGCUCGAACUUGCAGACACUGCUGCUGCGCAACAACAAGAUCACGAGCCUCAACUAUGGCGCGUUCAAUGGGCUGGAUACGAUCAAAGAGAUCAGUCUCAGCUUUAAUGACAUCCACUACGUCCAUCCGAAUGUGUUUGAUAAUGUUUCCUCGACACUUAAGAUUCUGGAGCUUUCGUUCGGUAUCUACCGAGAGGAGUAUCCGGGCGAAGCGUUGGCCGUGCUGACCGAGCUGAUGUGGCUCGGGCUGGACAAUAACAAUCUGAAGACGCUGCCGGACGGUGCACUCUCAACGUUGGGACAGCUAACGUAUGUCAAUUUGGCGUUCAAUCGAAUCGUUGCCAUACCGCGAUGGCUCUUCCGGUCAGACAUUCAUCGAAACUUGGUGGAGAUUGAUCUUUCGUUCAACCAGCUCGAAGACUUACCGAGCGCAACCUUCGACAGUUUGGAGCUAAUACAGAUUAUCAAUCUAUCGUCGAACAAACUGCGCACGAUGCAGAAGAACGCACUGCACGAUCUGCCGUACCUGACGUACGUGGAUCUGUCCUACAAUGCGCUGCAAAAUAUAAGCGAAGGAGCGUUUAGCUAUCUACCCAGCCUGCUGAGCGUGGACCUGAUGCAUAACGAGCUGGCCACACUGUCGCUGAAAGUGUUUCGCCAAGUGUCGAACGCAACCACUCCGAUGCGGCUGAACAUUAGCAGUAACGCGAUCGAGUUUCUGGAUGGAGACGUUAACUCACUGCUUUAUGUGUACUCGCUGGAUGCCAGCCACAACCAGCUGCAGGACACGACCGUGUUUCGUGCGUUGGCUUUUUCGCUGCGCAUACUCUACCUGAACUGGAACAACUUCACCACGCUCGGCAACCAUGCGUUCGGGGACCUGCAGAUACUGGAAAUACUGAACCUGGCGCACAACAACAUCAGCUCACUGCGGCGGCGCAGCUUUGCCGGGUUGAUGAACCUGCAGGAGUUCGAUCUGAGUCACAAUCGCAUCGAAAGCUUACAGAUUGAACAGUUUUCACCGCUGAAAAAGUUGCGCCUGCUGCGCCUCAACAACAAUCGAUUGCGCACGAUCCCGCGCGAUACGUUCCUGAAUACGCGCAUCGAGUUUUUGGACCUCUCGAACAAUCAGUUUGUGGCGUGGCAGGCAACGGCAUUCGCGGACAUUGGGUUCACGCUGCGCUCGAUACAGUUUGAUAAUAAUUUGCUAGAGUUCCUAGAUCCGUACAUGUUCACCAGCACACAGUUCUUGUUGGAGCUAAAUCUGGCUGGAAAUUUGAUAAAACUCAUCCCUGAUAAUGCGUUUGCAAAUCUGAACAAUUUGACGGUGCUGGAUCUGAGCUACAAUCAGCUUAUGCCGGUGAACUUCCGCGAGCUGUUCGUGAAUGUGCCGCGUCUGCGGGUGUUGAGCCUCCGGUCGACGGGGAUCUAUCGACUGCCGACUCUGGCGCUGCCCCAGCUCGCCUCGCUGGACGUUAGCAACAACAACCUGCAGGAGAUCGACUCUCAGGAGGAGCUGUUUUUCCUUCGCGAGCUGCACAUACAGGAGAACAAAGUCAACAACAUCUCGAACCUGCUGCGCAAUCUACCCCCUGCGCUGCGCGUACUGGACAUCUCGCGUAAUCCGAUCCGCAAGAUAUCGUUUCACGAUUUUGCACUUUCUCGUCGGCUCGAGGAGCUGUUCAUCGAGGACAUUAAAAUCGUAAACCCGGACAUCUUCAUCAAGCUGCACAAUCUGAAAAAAUUGCGCAUCAGCGCACAGCACAACUUCAGCGAGUUGGUGUCGAAGUUGCGCGGUUUGCAGGAGCUGUACGUCACCAUCUACGACGAACAUCUGGGCGAUGGACUGUUUACGUCGCGCAUGCACGCCAACACGAAGCUAAACGUGGUGGAAAUUACGGGCCGAAGGUUGGUGUCUAUCUCGAGCAAUGCCUUCCAGGGGUUGGCACGGAAUCACGAUCUGAAGCUGCGGAUACGCAACACGAUGGUGAACGAUUUGCCGCCGGGCGUGUUCUACGCGCUCAAGUACAUCCCUCGGCUGAGCAUCGAUCUGUCGGACAAUCUGCUGGCGGCGCUCGCACCGGACAGCUUCUACCCGAACGCCAGCUCGUGGGAUGCGGUGGGGACGCGCAGCGUCAUCGGCGGGCUGGACGUGUCGAACAAUCCGCUGCAGUGCGAGUGCGGGUUGGUGUGGCUGGGGCACUGGUUGCGGCGCUGGUUGCGCGAGACGGCGCAAGUCAACUUGAUUCCUAAGGACGAAAUGAAGCAGAUGAUUCGUCGAGCUAAAAGGAGUACCUGCACGGAUCCGCUCACCGGAAAGCGCCUGCCGUUCCUGGAGAUCUUCCCCGAGGAUCUGCUGUGCCACGCCAGUGCCCUGAGUAGUUUAGCGUUGAAGUUGCGCUUUCGGUUUAUGUUGCUGUGUCUCAACAUGCUGCUAGUGGUGCUGCACAAAUCACGAACUUUGGUACUGUAAUUUCGGUUCGGCUGACAGUAUCCAAAAACGCUUCAUCCCCCAUCCUCGGACAUCCAAUCCCUUUGUAACAGCACGGAAUACACUCCCCAUUCCCUCAACUCAUCACUAUCUUCCCGCGGCAACAUGUGUACGCGUAGUGCCAACGCGCCAACGAGUAGGUAAGCAUCGGUUAAGAACUGUCCUUAAUGGCCCCCUGCAAAGCCAAUCUAAGGCUCACUAAUGUUUGACAUCGGAUGGGCGGAUGUGCAGAAGCAACGCCGUCGCCAUCCAGCAGCAACAACAACAACAACAACGUUCACUCAUUUUAAGCAUUUUUUAUCGUCCCACUGGUGGUACAUGAUUGUACAUAGUAGUAGAAUUGUAAAUUAUAGACAACAAAGUAAUAAAAAAAAACGCCCGUUUUGUACGAAGUACACAUUUCCAACACGUCACGCAUAUAGGCAGCCAAAAAUCAACAAAUCAUAAAACAAAACCCCAACUGAUGCGUGCGUGACGGAGAGUGACAGACAGCAAUAUAGAACAUGAAGGAAAAAAAAAAUAUUAAGAAAAACAAAUUGUCCUAAGAACUAAGCACAGAUAAAUAGCAGCAGUAGGGUACGAAAAAACAAACAAGGAAACCUCCCCGCAAUGUGUAAAAUGUUGUAAAUGAGCAAAACGAACCUAGGUAAGAGAUCGCAGUAUCUCACACGUUUUGAUGAAUUCCGAUAGUAAGAUAUUAACAAAAGAAAUAAGUGCAAGCAGCAGACGAAGAAACCCAUCCAAUCAAAACCACAUUCCAUCACGAUUGUAGGAGCUUUAGUGUAGGAUAUUAAGUUUUCGGGCACCAGUUUUGCACUCGAGUGAGAAAGGAAGGUAAUGGUACCUUCAAAUUGAACCAAUCGGAGGCUUAAAGUAGCAAGUUUAUGAACGCGAAGGACACGAUGUAUUGGAAUUUCUUUAUUUUUAAUUAUAUUACGAACAUAAUUAAUGGAUUUAAUUUGUUUUUCAUCCAAUGUUUGUGCAUUGAUUGAAGCUACGGCCCGCUUAAACCUCUUCCAAUGCACACCUGUGCGAAACUGUUACAAUGCGCAGUUAUCGGUAGAUAAACACUUUACCUAUAUGCUCACCGCAGCGAAUAAUGCCAUUGUAAGGAAAGUGCUUUCACUUCACAAACAGGCCGUAACAGUACCUACAAAUGGUUGAAUGGUUGAGCCAUACCAACGGGUGAGUGAGUGGGCGGGCGAAUAAAAAAAAGCGCCAACAACCCGUCAAAUGAAUUUGAUAAGCCGACACGUUUCGCCCCGUCAAUCAGCUAACAAUGAUGGCCCGAUGACCUCGCCAUCCUGACCAGAAGAAUUGCACCCGUAGUGCGCUCACGCUGGCACCACCCCACCCCCCAAUACCCCCUGCGGCGCGAUAAUGUGUGUCGGAUCACAGCGAAAUGACAUAAUUAUGCAAUUUUCAGUCCAAUUACGAAAACACACAAACGGGACACAAACCUCGCUCCCCUCAAAGCUUUCCCAUUUCUUUCCUUGUCGUACGGGUCCGCAGGACGCUCGGAAUGGGACCGGGAGUUUUGCACAGUUCAUGCACACGUGGAUAAAGAGAGAGAGAGAGAGAUAGCGAGACAGAGACAGACAGACAGAGAGAGAUAGCAGCAUCGAGGGAAGGAUUCCAUUGAUUGAUAUUCAUAAUGAUCACACAAUUAUUAUCACACACUGUAUGUACGAUUAUAAUAAUGCCGGCCGCACAGCCGCAUGGCCGUGGCUUUUAUCCGGGGGGAUGGACUGAGAUGUUAAUUAAUUUGCCAUUGCUUCCGAGCCGCUCACGUUCACUUUACUGCCAUUUUGUGCACGUAGCAGCGCGCUCUAUAUGGGACUGUUUUGCUGUAGAUUACUGCUUUUUUGUUGUUGUUUUGUUUUCGGUGAGUCCACUAAGCAAUGAUAAUUAACUUUGAUUUAACUGCUAAUCGAAUACUAAAAUAGAUUGUUGCAUUUUUAAGUUUUCUAAAAGCCACAUAGAUUCAAUUAUUGCUACAAUGAUUCUGAAUUUAGUAUACUUUUGUUAUUUUUGAUGCAUAAGUUUACAGUUCCUGAGUAAAUCGGGGAAAAAUUAAUAAUGAAUGCACGUUUUUAUACGAUUUCUAUUUUUAUUAAGGUGCAAGUAGAGAUAUUAUGUGCUAUGAUGCUCCAAAGCACAAUUAAUUCAUUGCCUCAGUGAAAAAAUAUUCUUUACUACCAAAUUAAACUCAAGUAACAACAUUUAUUGCAAGGUUUUUUUAAUUAACCUAAAGUCGCAAUAGAGAUGUUUAUCAUUGAUUCACUCUUUACAGAUCUAUGCAAUAGAAUGCAUUUCAAACAUCGCUAACUCAGGCUCAAAGUCUCUAUAUAAUUAAAUAUAAAAGAAAAUUAAACUUCCUUUCAACAGUGCUCUUUUGGUACCUCAACUCACUCACUCUCUGUGCCGCAUAACGAUAGGAUUAAUAUUUAAUUUUUUUGCAUCCAAAUCACUCACUCUCUGGUCCGAUGAUUUGGAAUAAAACUAACUAGUUUUAUGGCCUUACUAAGGACUCGUUUUUGUUUGUUGGAUUCUUCUUCGUGAACAAGUUCUGAUAAAUCCCGGAAUGUUUGAGCUAUAAAAACAGAAUCAAAAGCGAAGAGAAUCACAUUUACUCUUGGUGCACAUUUAGCGAUUAUUAAACCCAUAAACAAAACUUCCAAUCCCAGAAUAAAUCCUAUUUUUAGUACACACAAUGACCGAAGACA
Anopheles gambiae (African malaria mosquito) is the source of this 8117-nucleotide messenger RNA. RefSeq names its product protein artichoke. Gene Ontology annotation, molecular function: protein binding. Gene Ontology annotation, cellular component: extracellular matrix. The transcript has 7 exons. The record is from RefSeq and is a predicted model, not a curated record. NCBI's taxonomy places the organism in Eukaryota, Metazoa, Arthropoda, Insecta, Diptera, Culicidae. Bases 1393 to 5373 code for a protein of 1326 amino acids.